Molecule: messenger RNA, 3930 nt
Organism: Danio aesculapii
Lineage: Eukaryota; Metazoa; Chordata; Actinopteri; Cypriniformes; Danionidae
Gene: uts2r3
Product: urotensin-2 receptor 3
Exons: 2
Coding region: 357-1505 (382 amino acids)
Biological process (GO): neuropeptide signaling pathway
Cellular component (GO): membrane
Molecular function (GO): urotensin II receptor activity
Source: RefSeq, a predicted model, not a curated record
CAACAUAUGAGUGAGAGGAGUGGACUGGUUCUGACUGAGAGAUAUUCUACACCGUCCUAAGUUCCUUUAAGGAACAUUUAACAUCUCGCUUGGCGUCUUGAAUUAUUACUUAUAAAGACGCAGUUUAAAAAGAAUAUUCGACACUGGAAUUUUCGUCUUUGUCUCGUGAUUUGAAGGGUGGAUAAAGGCCGAUUUAUGGAACAUGCUAUCAGUGAAUACUCAGUUAAGGAUCUCCUAUUCUAAUGUGGAUCCCCUGAUGUUCUGGACACAGUAGUUCAUCUAAAACACUCGUUGCCAUUGGUCUCCUCAUUUCAUCGGAAGGUUACUCAUUUUGAGACUCUUAGUCUCCAGGACAAAUGGAUAUACCCGGCUCUACUUCCCUCUUCUCUUCCCCUUCACCUUCAUACACUUUUCCCUUUUUCACUAACCUUUCCCUUCCCUCAUCCUCACCCUCUCUCUCUCCAUCCCCAAGUGUAGCUUCCACUGCUCUUUUCUGCUUUUUCCUAUCCCUUCUUUCGCUGUUGGGUAUUCUGGGCAACUUGUACACCCUAGUACUUCUCCUUCGUCGCCGCAGGAUGUCAAGAAGGCGGCAUACUGCCCCUUCGUGUUGUUACAGUCCCUCCUGCCUUGGUUCUUCAUCCCCUUCUUUCUCUCCAUCUUCCUCUCCCACAUCUUCCUCCUCCUCUUCCUCUCUUCACCUGCAGGUUCUGAGUCUGGCUUUAGCAGAUUUGGUGUACCUGUCGACUGCCCCUUUCAUUGUGUAUGACAGUCUGGCAUCUGACUGGGCAUUCGGCGAACUUGGCUGUCGACUCCUACUCAGUCUGGACUUGCUCACAAUGCACGCAAGCAUCUUCACCCUCACCGCCAUGAGUCUGGAUCGGUAUCGAGCUGUGGCCGAUCCAUUAGCAACCACAUCCACGCCAUCCUCUGGAUUUUUAAGAGUUGCUUUGGCUUGGGGCUUCGCCAUCGCUCUCAGUUUGCCUAUGAUGAUCACUUUGCACCUUGAAGAUGGCGAGAACCAUGAAGGAAAGUUGUGUGUUCCUGCUUGGGAUGAGCAGAGUUCAAAAGCCUAUCUCAGUGUUCUCUUCUGCACCAGUAUCCUAGGCCCAGGACUGGCAAUCGGAGCUUUGUAUGCAGCUUUGGGGAGACUGUACUGGGUAUCUCAAACUCAACCAGCUUGGGCUGGAGGGGGUAAUGCCUACCCACCCCGUGCACCUCGCCCGAAAGUUCUGCUCCUUAUACUGGGGAUUGUGCUGACAUUCUGGGCUUGUUUCCUACCAUUUUGGAUCUGGCAGCUUCUACCGUUGUACCAGCCUGAGGUUCUACGUGUGGUGCCGGUUGGGACACAGGUGACCAUUAAUCGCAUCCUCACAGGAUUGACUUAUGGAAACUCAUGUGUGAAUCCGUUCUUCUACACACUCCUGACAGGCAAGCGCAGACGGACCAGCAGAAAGACAAUAAGCGCAGCUGCUCCACUUUGCCAAAAGGGCAGCUCUGAACAAUAAUUAAAAUUGCCCACUGUUUUUGUUUUGUCCACCAAAUUGUGCAGCCUAUAGAUUGAUUUUACGCGGCUGCCAUUUUAAAAGCGAAAACGAGGCUGCAGUGGGAAGAAACUUAGAGGUGUCAACUGAGUCACACAGUAACGUUGUGUAUAUCUUAUCAGCGAAGAGAAAGUGACACAAAUUUAUAAUUUCACCGCCUUACGAGUGACCGUUCUGAAUGGGUAGUGAAAAUAAAAUGGGAUAUCGGGCCUCAUUUUCAGCUAAGGUAAAGGAAAAGGCACUAAUUGGCUAACGAAUGAGCUAACUCUUUCACUAUAUUAGACCUGUCACGAUACUGAAUAUCGGUACUGAAAUGUAUUAAAAAAACUGCAAUUUCCCGCAAACAUUUAAGCACUGUUGAUUGCGUUCUUUUCCCAGAGAUGGGUUGCAGCUGGAAGGGCAUCCGCUGGGUAAAACAUAUGCUGGAUAAGUUGGCGGUUCAUUCCGCUGUGGCGACCCCAGAUUCAUAAAGGGACUAAGCCGAAAAGAAAAUGAAUGAAAGAAUGAAUGAUCACGUUCUUAAACACUUCGUAUUUGCCAUAGUAUUCACAAGUGCUCAACAGAAAUAAUUGUGAUUGGCCGUGAAGGUCAUCAGUUCACCGCACUUCACCAUUGUUUACUGAGUGCAAACACAGACAAGUGAUCCCCUGGUCUUCGCGGCUUUAAAGUGAUCCAAUGUCCAAUUUAGGUGAAGAGCGGUGAACUGAUGACCUUCACGGCCAAUCACAGACAUUUCUGUUGAGUACUGGUGAAUUCUAUGGCAAACCCGCGGUGUUUAAGAACACUCAGCAGCACUUAAAUGUUAGGGAUCUCACGGUGUUUACCUGGUGCCAUUAACUGAAGCCUAGGAUGACACUAAAGCGUAUUACUCUUAAAGAGAUUGUGAUUUUGUUUGAUGCGUAAUAUGCUUUUAAUUGUUUAAAUUAAACUUAACUGAAUGCUAUACAUGAUGUUUACACCCCAUCUGCAUUUUGAAAUCGCAGCAACAGCUGGAGGUUGUAGUACACAGUAUGUUGUUGCAAUAUUUACAGUGCUGAUCCUAUACUUCCGGGUUUCUUCUCACCGCAGCCUUGCUUUUGUGCUUUAAAAUGGCGCUGCAUGAAAUAAGCGUAUGACCAUGACUGUGCAUAGUAAUUUUACUUAACAGAUUACUCAUUUUGGUGCUAAAGGGCUUAAUGAUUAUAGCUUUUUACGAGUGCUGAGCAAAUAUAGCAAUACUCUCUAAUGCAGGCCAGUGAUGGUGUGUGCUCUGCUUCUUGGAUAAUAUAUUAUAUUAUCUUAUAUAUAUAAUUAUCCAAGCAACAUCAUGUGUUUGGGAUAGUUCAACCAAUAAUUAAUAUCCUGUCAUCAUUUACUUAUCCUUCAGUUAAGUAAAAUCCUAUUUGAGUUCUUUGAUCUGUUGAACACAAAAAAAGAUAUACUGAAGAAUGUUGAGGAAAAAAUACAGCUAUUGACUUCUAUUGUUCUUCCAUAGUGCUUUUUUCCCAACAUUCAUAAGAAUACCUUGUUUUGGUUUCAACAAAUUUCAAAAAAGCUUGGUUUGAACUUUUCCUUUAAGGUCUUUGCAAAUCAUAAUUUAAUGCUAAGUAAUGAACUCUUAUGAAAACCUUUGGAGUAAGACAAUCAACAAACUGAGAUUAAACUGAGACAACUGAGUCUGGUCAAACUGAGAUUAAAUUGUACUGAACUAAAAUGUGUGAAGCAUCUGCUUACAGGGGCAACUUGAAAGGGAGAAAACGUGUUUGUUAGGAUUUAUGAAUUGCCUCAGGAUACUCUAACAGCAGGUGUGAAUUGGUUUAUUAGUUUAAGUGCAAGGGAAAAAUUACACAGUAUAGAUUUGGCUCAAAGCUAAAAGACAUGUCAGAGUUUGCUCUGUUGUGGAGGAUAAAUUACUUCUGUCAUGAAGCCAGGACACAUCUCCAAUCGGACAUUAUGUUCUCAAUGAGGUACUUCAUUAUAUUCAAUUAAAAUAACUCAGCCAACAAAUCAUUUACAGUCUUGACUCUGUAUAUCUGGCACCUUAAAAUAAUUAUUUGGCAUUUUACAUUUUUUAAAAAUAAAUUAUUCCAUUUUAAACAAAAUUCAGAAUUAUAAACCACUCUUGAAAGUAAACUGAGAUCCAGUAGCAACUAUAUUUUCCCAUAUUUUAUGCAUGUAAAUGGACAAUGUCAAUUGGGGAAAUUUCAAUGCAUAUGUUCUAAAAAUCAUAAUGUAUUUGAGAAAUUGCACCAAAUCUGGACCCUUCAAAAUAUAUUUUUGAAGAUUUUGUUGUUGUUUUAAUGUACUUGUGUUAUAUUGGUUAUGUUUUACUAUUAAUUAAUGCAUUGCUUUGCACAAGAAAGCUUGGCUGAAAGAAUCUGUAAAUGAAAUGUGAGGUGCGUAUAACAUA